AUGAUAAUGGUUACAAAUAAUGAUGCCAUUCAGUUUCUCUUCUCGCAAAAGACUUGUACGAUGCGCCAGGAAAAGCCUCGGCACUUAAAAUAUUUAAACGAAUUUCGCACUCAACAAUGCCUCCUGUUUCUUGAACAACAGUGUCAGUUUCAUCGCCCUUAUACUUGCUUUCAUUGGCACUUUCCAAACCAGAAACGGAGGCGGCCUUUCAAGAGACCUGAUGGAACUUUUAAUUACAAUCCGGAUGUAUACUGUGAUAAAUAUGAUGAAACAAGUGGGUCAUGUGCUGACGGAAAUGAAUGCCCGUAUGCGCACCGCAAUGCUGGUGACACGGAACGACGUUAUCAUCCACGCUAUUUCAAAACUGGAAAUUGUAUAUAUGAAACUAUGGAAAACGGAGCCUGUGUCAAGAAUGGUCUGCAUUGUGCUUUUGCACAUGGCCCUGAUGACAUCCGUUUACCUGUUUAUGACAUUCGCGAAGUUCAGGAUGCUUCUUCAAAAUUCACUGUUAAUCUACCUGCUAGUUUAGAAAAAGAGCGAGUAUUGAGUGAAGAUCCCAAAUGGAAUGAAAUGUUCCAUGUACUUGGUUGUUAUAAGACUGAAUUAUGCAAGAAACCACCGCGAAUGUGUCGUCAAGGUUAUUCAUGUCCAUUUUAUCACAAUGGAAAAGAUAAACGAAGAGCUCCUGAUAAAUUCUUGUAUCGUAGUACUCCUUGUCCUAUUGUUCGACCUGGUGAUGAGUGGCAAGAUAGUACCCUUUGUGAUACUGGCGAUGCAUGUGUUUACUGUCAUACGCGAACAGAACAACAAUUUCACCCUGAAAUAUAUAAGUCGACAAAAUGCAACGAUGUAUUAAAUUCUGGUUAUUGUCCACGUGGUCCUUUCUGUGCCUUUGCACAUUGCGAUUCAGAAAUGUCGAUUGGACGCGAUUUUUCUGCAAAUGUACAACAGGAACAACCUGGACUGAUUAUGGAAUCUAAUAAUAAUAAUAAUAGUUUAUCAUCAAAUAAUAUUUCACUAUCAUCUAGUUCACUAACGACGGGAAUCACGACAACAACUAGUUCUUUUCAAUAUCAUCGUCAUAUUCCUUCUGAUAUUUCAAUGAUUUCUCAUGGUGGUGGAGGAGGCGAAAAUCAACAAUAUUCUGCUUAUUCUCCACAUCUUCAUCUAUCUACACCAAGUGCUGUGAAUAGUAAUUUACGUAUUUUAGGCACUAGUUCCACUACUACUCCUACUAUUGCUGGUAUUAAUAACAGUAAUAAUAACUUACCACCGAAUUUAAUGUCCAAUUUAAACGCCAAUUUUUCAAAUUUAUCGUCUAUAAUUACUUCAUCACCUCAACAACAACAGAUAUCUCAACGUACAACCUCUAGUCAACAUCAUCAUCAUUACCAUCAACAGCAUUUGAUAAAUUUUCCUUCUUCUACAAUAGAAUUUAAUAAGUCAAUUAGUACCAGUGAUCAUUCUGGAAGAUGUUCUCAUAUACCACCAAACCCUAUGACAUCAAACGUGAUAUCACCUCUCGGUUCAGCGCCAAAUCAAUCGUGUAUUCGUGGGCGUCGUCUUGCUCGUUGUACAUCCCCCCGUACAACAAGUUUGUGGCCCACGUUCAACUUGAUCGCUAAUCCUGGUAAUGAUAGGCAGCAUUUUACUCAAUUACCAGGUCCAUCAAAUUCAGAUGCUAGAAUUGGAGCAUGCUCUUCCUUGGGUGUUUUAUCACCCAGUGCAGUUAGUUCAACUUGUUCUCCGAUUCAGAAUACUCACUUUUCACAUUCACGAAGUCGUCCUUUACCUGGCCAAUUUCAUAACGUAGUUUUAACUCAUUCUAUGUCAACAGCUGGUUAUACACGAGAUACUAAUAAUAAAGGUCGUCAUCGUAGCGGUAGUUCUAUGUCCUCUGAAAUUGGACAAUAUUCUAUGAAUGUUAAAGAGUUGACUUCUCCUCCUACUGCCUAUCUGGAUUCAACUUCAACUUAUCCAGGUCGAUGUGGUUCUUAUAGUGGUGGUUGUGUUGUGGGUAACUUGAAUAGAACUGCUACUUCCUCGGCUGUUGUUACAGUUGGCGGCGGUGGUGUUAGUUUACCGACACCAAAUCAGAAGCAGAGUAUGAUGGGUGCGGCUACUUCCAAGCCUGUAUUGUUAGGACAGCUCUCUGGGAUUUAUCAAAAUGUGGUCACUCGUAAAAAGCAACAACAACCUAAUAUGCUAUGGGAUAAUUUUGAAUCGACAUCUAGUACAGAACAACAAUACUUCUCGCCUAGUUGUCCAUGGUCUACAAUGAACAUAAGUGGUACUGGUAAUAAUGAUAGUAAUGAUGGGAUUAAUGAAACAGAAAAUGAUUUCAACACUUUUUUGGAUCAAUAUCAUAUGCCUAUCGGUAUUGCUAGUACAUCUUCUGUUAGUAAUUGUGAUGAUACUAGUCGUGAUAGUGGUUUAGUUCUUGAUAUGACAUUGCCUCCAACUUCACCGCUUGAAUCAAAUUGUGGUGGAUUUUUAAACAGUAAUCUCGAUGUCGAUCUAUUAUCUCAAUUGACACAAUCGCAACGACAACAACAUACUUCAUCUAACACUGCUGCGUCUGCUGCUGCCACCGCUUUCUUCGAUGAUAUUAAUGCAGUUUACCCAACAUUUUCUCAAGAUAUGGUUUUUCAUUCACCAUCUGAUGAUGGUUUCAUUUCGACACAUUCUACUUCCGAGGAACUAGAUCAUCCUCAACAUCGUCAUCAUCAUUCUUCUUCGUUUUUAGUUACUGUCACUACAAGUAGUAAUGUUGGUGUAAGUGAUUGUUCAUCAUUGCCAAAUUUUUACGCAUCAAAUCCAGUUAGUAUACCUGGUAGGGGAGGAAAUAAUAAUAAAGAUAUAAAAAGUUUACAAAUGCGUUGUGAAUUCUUGGAUUCUAUCACAUGUCAAUCGGAUAAUACUUUACCGCAAUAUGAUUCAGCGCAAUCGACUAAUUUACAACAGGUUGGUAGUAGUAAUAGUAGUAUUAUUCGAUCGAGUAAUUUUAUCAAAUCAAAUCAACACAUAGUAGGCUGGCCUUCAACUUUUAUUGAUGAAACUGGAUAUCAUCGGCACAGUUCUCCUAUAUCUUCUCCAGUAUCACUAAGUAGUAAGAGUAAUAAUCGAUUUUCAUCAAUUGUUGGUACACCCCUUGGACGCGUUAAUCUGCCAAUUUCGGCGGCGGCAGGAGUCGAUUUAAAUGCUUCUGGAUUAGCCAGUAGUGCUAGUAGUAGUUCUACCAGUGCUAUAUCAUUUGGUGCCAUUGGUUCCCGUGUUCAUCACUCAAUGACAUCGGAAUCCACAGACCAACCGGACAAUAACCAGUCAACUAGAUCACAACAAUAUUCAGAAUGUUCAACUCAGGGUGGUAUUUCUAAUGUGUCUUCAACUUCAUCUCCCAAUCAACUGGAUCUUGGUGGAACUCGAACAAGUUCUAGGAUUUUCUCACAUUCAAUAAAUGAUAACUUUACCAACUUACCGCAGUCACCUAUUCUUUUAUCGUCUCCAUUCAGUAAUCCAGGUUGUGAUCUAGAGCGUAUAACUUUACGUCGUGAAUUAGAUGAAGUAAAACAACUUUUAGAUUCAAAGGAGGGUGAAGUGGAAGUUUUAAAAAAGCAAAGAGAUUUUGUUACAGAACAUUUACGUGAUUCGCUUGGUGUAAUUCGUCGUUUAUUUCAUUCAUUGAAUAUAUCGCCAUCAGCUUCGACUGAUUUAUUUAAACCAUUAUUUAUUGAUACCGAAAUUAAUAAUAUUAGCAGUGAACAGAGUACCGGUUGUUGUUAUGCUCAAAGUUUAUCAUCAGAAUCAAAUCCAUGUGAGAAAUUUAAAACGUGUAUGCAAACUUCACCUAUGAAAAGUCCUAGUCCAAGUGGACCAAUUGAUUCAGUUAGUCGAAACCCUCUACAACAACAAGAAGCAUUAGCAGCUCUAUUCGCUAACCCACUUGUAUCAGCACUUUUGAAUAGUCAUCAUAAUAAUGAUAUUGAUACGACAGAUGAUGAUGGUUCCAACAAGACAAAGUCUGAAAUGCAGUUUCAAAAUUGGAAUUUACCAAACAGUAAUUAUAAUACAGAUUGUAUACAACAUGAUAAUGAAUCAUCUGUGCACGAACUCAAAGAAACUUUCAAUAAUUCAUGUUUAUUAUCAUCUACUUGUGCUGGUGUUGAUGAUGGUGGUACACAUAAAAAUUCUGAUUAUAAUGAUGAUGACGAUCUAUUCUCUGCAUCAGGUUUGCUAUCAUUAUCUAAUCAAGAAUCUUGUGAUUUAGAUCAACAAAUAGUAGAAGGCAGUAAUACAGAAGAAUUGUUAACACAUCAUCAUUCGAAGAUUUUUGAUGUGCCCACUAUCGCUAGUACUUCUGUUUCUGAGUUGACAACAACCACGACGGCAGAUACAUUGACAAUAUUAACUAAUAAUACUACGUUUGAAGAAUCUAUUGUACCGACCACUGAAAUGACAGUUAUCGAAGAAAACUCAUUCCGAUCGAAUACAAUAAUGAAUACUACUACUGUCGACCCUGUUACUACUUCUACCAGUACUAGUUUUGUAUUUCAGAAUUCAUCCCUAGAUAUACAACAUCAGGAAAGUAAUAACAAUGAUAACAAUAAGAAACAAAACAACAACUGUUGCUUAUCAACCUCAUCGUCAUCUAAACAUAUAACUAAUGA
This is a messenger RNA of Schistosoma curassoni, 4667 nucleotides long. NCBI's taxonomy places the organism in Eukaryota, Metazoa, Platyhelminthes, Trematoda, Strigeidida, Schistosomatidae. The record is from the annotation of a GenBank genome assembly.